AUGAGCGUCUCCGACUUUGAGUUGUCGAUCGAGUCGGAAGGACCUAGCGCGCCUUCUCGCUCGCGCUCUGUGAGCACACGUCCUAAGGCCCGGAAAACUUCGAGAGCCCGGUCACUGUUCAGGCCUGCCGCCGACUUCGCGGAUGCAGACGCAGAAGCGGAGCCGACGACCGCGGAAGAGGUACCUCCAGCAGAGCCCGUCGCGACGACCUCGACAUCCAGGCAGUCCAGUGUACAGGUUCAAACAAAGUCAGACUCUGUGACAGAGGAGGUGGACACCAGACACGCGAGGGCCAAGUCUGCCAGGCCAGCACCGACUCAAAAACGGCGCAAGGAAGCCACGGGCGGGCCCAUCAAGAAGCGCCCCAGGGUGAUCCUCUCGGAUGACGAGUCUGACGAGGAGGAAACGCCCGCUCCGGGACCCGUGCGCAAUAACGUGAAGUCGCAGGCGCAGGCUGUGGCGCACACACAGGCGGAGAGUAGCGAGAAGGAGAACGAGCACCGCGCGACUAAGGCGGAGGGCAAAAAGUCGGCUCUGGUCAAGAAGAAACGGAGAGCGAAGGAUGACGAGGAGGAGGCUAAAGCCGAAGUUGACAGCAAGACGACAUCGCUUCCGUCGAAGGCUCGUAAAGCUUGCGCGUCCGAGGCAAAAUCGUCUGCUCAUCAACCGAUCGCUGUACCCGCCCGCGAGAUCGACCUGACAUCGCUUCCGCUUCCCCUGCAGGAGAUGCAGGGCAUGCUCAUCGAGUCCCUCGCUACUUCUCGCGCUUCGUCGCUACCCGCGUCCUCUCUGUAUACAGCGCUGAUGUCCAGUCGACCCGCGCUGAAGGAGUACCAGAGCUCCAAGCACGAGGGCCUGAUGGACAAGAAAGAGUGGAUGGGCAUCAUCGAGGACGUGCUCGAGGUUGGGUGGGCGUCCAGCGGUGUCUUCGAUAAGGUGGAGAGUAGCGUCAAGGACACCGACCAUCAGCUGGAAGCUCAGUGGUUCUACGUGCCGGAGAAGGACGAGGACCAAGAGCGCGCGACCCUCAUCCGGAGCAUGAUGCCGCGCCCCGGGAAGCGUAGCGAGACGAAGAAAUCCAAGCAGUAUUACUGGCGCCCUCUGGGCAAGAUCUCGAAGUGGGAUCCCGAGGACGAUUUGUAG
This is a messenger RNA of Rhodofomes roseus, 1143 nucleotides long. RefSeq lists its product as uncharacterized. The transcript has 2 exons. Lineage: Eukaryota; Fungi; Basidiomycota; Agaricomycetes; Polyporales; Fomitopsidaceae. The coding region runs from base 1 to 1143 and encodes 380 amino acids. The record is from RefSeq and is a predicted model, not a curated record.